UGCCGUGGAUGCACCUCCAGCCCCUCAGCCAUGCCCGCACUCACGCUGUGUCUGCUGUGUGCCCUGGCAACGGCGGUCGGGCCUGUCUCUGCGGCCCCCGUGGGCAGCCUGGAGCCAGCCCAGCAUGAGGAGCUCACCCUGCUCUUCCACGGGGCCCUGCAGCUGGGCCAGGCCCUCAACAAUGUGUACAAGGCCACAGAGGCACGGCUGGUGGAGGCCAGGCACAGCAUAGGCCUCUACGGCCGUGCACUGGGGCUCCUGGGACAGGAGGUCAGCCAGGGCCGGGACGCAACCCAGGAGCUACAAGCAAGCUUGCUGAAGAUGCAGAGGGAAGAGGAUGCUCUGAAGCUGCAGGCGGAAGCUACAGCCCAGGUGCUGCAGGAGAUGGCCCAGGGACAGCAGGUGCUGCGGGAGCGCAUGCAGCAGCUAGAAGUCCAGCUGAGAGGUGCAUGGCUGGGCCAUGCCCACCAAGAAUUUGAGGCCUUAAAGGCCCAUGCUGACCAGCAAAGCUACAUUCUAUGGGCCCUCAAGGGCCACGUGCAGCGACAGAGGCAGGAGAUGGCGGCGCAGCAGCACCGGCUGCGACAAAUCCAAGAGAGGCUCCACACAGCAGCGCUCCCAGCCUGAGCCUGCCUGGCAGAAGUGAGGACGAGCCAUGCACCAAGGGACGUUUCCACGCCCCGCGCAGCCCCUGCACAGGGAGGAGAGCUGACCAUCUGCUGGGGUUGGCCAGGCCGCCGGCCCCGCUUCCGGCCACGGAGCAGACACAGAAGCAGGUGGAGAUGAAGGCAGAAGACACAGCCCCACUGAGGAGGGGGG
Molecule: messenger RNA, 819 nt
Organism: Pteronotus mesoamericanus
Lineage: Eukaryota; Metazoa; Chordata; Mammalia; Chiroptera; Mormoopidae
Gene: ANGPTL8
Product: angiopoietin like 8
Exons: 4
Coding region: 31-627 (198 amino acids)
Biological process (GO): triglyceride homeostasis; regulation of lipid metabolic process
Cellular component (GO): extracellular region
Source: RefSeq, a predicted model, not a curated record